AAACGCGAAACAGCAACAAGUGACGAGAAAGCGCGACAACAAUAAAACAAAACGCAGAAAUGCUCAAAUACGUGAUACUAUUAGUAAUCGUGACCACAGCGCACAGUAAGGACACGGGACAGAAGUUAGAAGACCAGUUAUUGACAGCUCUGGAUCGAGGAUUGACACACACGUUAGCCUACCACUACCUAUGGCCGUUCAGUCAGCUGGUGAGGGCGGCCGCGGAAGCAGACGAAGGCUUAGAACUCCUGCAAAUACAGUCGGAUGACAAAAAAUACGAGAUCGAUCUAAACGUGAGGAAAUUCCAACCGGACGAGCUGAAAGUCAAAGUGAAAAACCACUAUGUUAUAGUGGAAGGGAAGCACAAAGAGAUGUAUGCUCAAAGACCAAUACUUACCAACCAUUUCAUGCAAAGGUUUGCGUUACCAGCCGGCAGUAAGCCUGAAGAGGUGACCGCAGUUUUGAGUGAAAAGGGAAUUUUGUCAGUGUCAGCGCCAAAACACAAACUGCCUCCUCCACCUCCAGAAAGAGAAGUCCCUAUUGAAGUGCGAGUGCCUCUCGAAAGCACAAGUACUGAAAAAACUACAGUAGAUACUGAAGCAGACGAUGAAGUGACAGAAAAGGGAGAGGUUGGCGCAACUGAAGAACAAAACAUUACAAAAGAAAAGAAAGACAAUAUCACGAAGAAACAUACAAAAUUGGAAGAUAAGGAAAUAGUGAAAUCAACAGAAUCUCCGCUGUGGCAACACUUGAUGGAAUCCACUACACACGUUGGUAAAAUAAGGAAGAAAGAACUCAAAUCCACUACAAAAGUUGUCAAGGAGAAUGAAGUCACGAAGGAUGGUGAGGGAAAUAAUCUGGACUUCGAUAUAGAUAUGCAAAUUGAGGAAUAAGAGGCUCCAGCAAUAGUGUGUGUGAAAGACUGAUUUGAAGCUUUAAGUUAUGAGUGAUACGAACGAAAGACUUCUACGAUGCGAU
Molecule: messenger RNA, 978 nt
Organism: Amyelois transitella
Lineage: Eukaryota; Metazoa; Arthropoda; Insecta; Lepidoptera; Pyralidae
Product: protein lethal(2)essential for life-like
Exons: 1
Coding region: 60-893 (277 amino acids)
Biological process (GO): protein refolding; response to heat
Molecular function (GO): protein folding chaperone
Source: RefSeq, a predicted model, not a curated record